Messenger RNA from Cladophialophora psammophila CBS 110553, 489 nucleotides. RefSeq lists its product as uncharacterized. The record is from RefSeq and is a predicted model, not a curated record. The coding region runs from base 1 to 489 and encodes 162 amino acids. The transcript has a single exon. NCBI's taxonomy places the organism in Eukaryota, Fungi, Ascomycota, Eurotiomycetes, Chaetothyriales, Herpotrichiellaceae.
AUGGCCUUCUACUUAGCAGCUCUCCUCUGCCUGGCCGUGUUGGCGCCCUUCGCACCCGUCCAGGCCGACUCGUCCGUCUUCUCUCAGUUCAUUGGCGCCACUGUUGCGCCCACCCCGAGCGACACCAGCGCCAUUCCUUACUUUAGCAUCUGCACGAACUAUCUCCACGGUCUGCCGGCGCUGACUAACCUUUCCCCCAGCGAGUCGACCCAGCUUGAGCAAGUGGCGGUCGACGGGGUGUGUCAAUUCUGCACCAGCCUCGACCAAACCCGGAUCGACUCGUGCUGCGCGCAGGCCACGUCCUCGGCCUGCUUCGACCAGUUUGCUGCCGCCAAUGCGAAUGCUGCGCAAACGACGCCCGCCUCGGCCAGUGCCACGCCUACUACUGCCUUGACCGGCGACUCAGGCACAACAGCCAGCAGCUCCUCCAAUGCCGGUAUCAUCGGCAAGGCAAGUCUCCGCACCUCAUCAGCCGUGACCCCGUGCUGA